Messenger RNA from Synchiropus splendidus (mandarinfish), 5353 nucleotides. RefSeq names its product integrin, alpha 7 (gene itga7). The record is from RefSeq and is a predicted model, not a curated record. Lineage: Eukaryota; Metazoa; Chordata; Actinopteri; Syngnathiformes; Callionymidae. Bases 207 to 3689 code for a protein of 1160 amino acids. The transcript is spliced from 26 exons. Gene Ontology annotation, cellular component: integrin complex; external side of plasma membrane. Gene Ontology annotation, molecular function: integrin binding. Gene Ontology annotation, biological process: cell-cell adhesion; cell-matrix adhesion; cell adhesion mediated by integrin.
GAGAGGACCACACUUGCACCAGUAGCCAACAUGAGCACAUUGUCGCAGCCUGUUCUCCACACUGACAGCAGGAGAGAGCUGUGAGGCAGAAGAGGGACACAAGGAAGGCAGAAGAGUUCAACUGAGGAUUUCUCCUUUAUCAUUUACUCCUUCUCUUCAGGGUUUUGGGUUCUACUAGAGGAUUCUGUGCUGAAUCGGAACCUGCCAUGGCUGCCCCUGUGGGACGAGGGAGCACUGUCCCACUCUCAUCUUGCACCAGACACAGCUGGACUAUCAUUCUGUGCACACUGCUGACUCUUUUCAACCAGGUCUGCUGCUUCAACCUGGAUACUACUCACACACUGCACAAACUGGGGGAUCCAGGCACCUUUUUUGGGUUCUCUCUGGCUCUUCAUCAGCAGCUAACGCCGGAGUCACAGAGUUGGAUCCUGGUGGGAGCGCCGCAGGCGGCAGGGCGAGGGUUGCUGCGGGGGACCAGGCCAGGAGCCUUGUUCAAGUGUCCGAUCACGCCUGAGGAGUACGACUGCGAGCGAGUGGACAUUGAUGGAGAUGUGAACCUGAGGAGGGAGAGCAAAGACAACCAGUGGCUGGGGGUCACGGUCAAGAGCCAGGGCAUCGGUGGAAAGGUGGUGACCUGCGCUCACCUGUACGAGCUAAGGCAGCGCGUGAAUCACGCCUCAGAGACCCGAGACCCCAUCGGCCGGUGUUACGUCCUGAGCGAAGACCUGACGGAGCGAGACGACCUUGAUGGGGGAGAGUGGAAGUUUUGCGAGGGGCGACCGCAGGGACAUGAGCAGUUUGGCUUCUGUCAACAGGGUCUCUCAGUCAGCUUCACCCCGGACAACAACUUCAUUCUGUUUGGGGCUCCAGGAACAUACAACUGGAAGGGUGAAAUGCGCGUUCAGCUUCUGAACCAGACCCUCCUCAACCUGGGUUUCUAUGACGACGGGCCCUACGAGGUGGCAGAUCAGAAACAGCUGAAUGCCAAGCUGAUCCCUUUGCCCUACCACAGUUACCUGGGGCUCUUGUUCAUGGCUAGCCCCGUUGAGGACGCACUGCUGUACAAAACUCUGGAGCCCUCCAGUCGGCCCUCACCCUUUGAGGACGUAGCUCAUAAUAGCUACUUAGGGUUCUCUGUGGACUCUGCCAUGGGGAUAAUGAGCCUGGGAGAGUUGACCUUUCUGGCAGGAGCGCCUCGAGCCAACCACACGGGCGCCGUGGUGCUGCUGCGGAAGGAUAACGUGUACCGCCUGGUGCCGCAGCACAUCAUCUGGGGGGAAGAGCUGGCAUCUUCAUUCGGAUACUCAGUGGCAACCACGGACCUCAACAAAGACGGCUGGACUGACCUCAUCAUUGGAGCGCCAAACUUCUUUGACCGCAAGGCAGAGAUCGGCGGCGCUGUGUACAUUUACCUGAACCCGUUUGGACAUUGGGACGAUCAGGCUCGGCCCAUUCGGCUCAACGGUACCUACGACUCCAUGUUUGGAAUGACAGUCAGCAACGUUGGAGAUCUGGACCAAGAUGGAUAUGGAGAUAUUGCUGUCGGGGCUCCGUUUGAUGGAGAUGGGAAGGUUUUCAUCUACAGAGGCUCUGAGUCUGGAAUCGAGACAAAACCAGCUCAGGUGCUGGACGGCCGCGACUUUGACGUGAGGCGCUUUGGGUACUCCAUUUCAGGAGGUUUGGAUAUAGAUGAAAACCAGUACCCAGAUAUUGCUGUGGGCUCACUCAACAAUUCAGUGGUUCUAUUCAGGUCUCGGCCAGUGAUCAACAUCCGCAGAGAAAUAUCGAUUGGCCCGCAGUACAUUGAUCUGGAGCAGCACAACUGCAAAGGAAGAGAUGGGGUUUGUGUGGAGGUCAAGGCCUGCUUCCUCUUCACAGCCCACCCAGAACACUACUCUCCACACAUCACUCUCGUGGUCCACUUUGAAGCUGACACUGAGCGGAGGAAGCUGGGUCUUCCUCAUCGGGUCAACUUCCUCGGUCGCAGCUCUCUGGAGCCGGAGUACACUCAGACGGAGGAAGUGGAGCUUCACAACCAGCGAGUCCCCGGAUGCACCACUGCAGUGUUCCAGCUCCAUGAGAACAUUCGGGACAAACUUCGGCCCAUCACUUUAGCGAUCACACACACCAUCAAGCCGGUACCGCCUCGCCGUCACUCCAGGGUCAAACGCCUGGAGAAACUUCCUCCUGUGCUGAACAUGUCUGUCUCCAACACACAGCACUCCGAGGUGAACUUCCUGCGAGAGGGAUGCGGUGUUGACAAGAGCUGUCAGAGCAACCUGAAGCUGAGCUACCGCUUUGGAACACGGCCUCUGACCUCUGACCUCUUCACCCCGCUGCCAAAAGAUGAGGACAACGUUCAGGUCUUCUCCCUCAAAGACCAGCGGGUGGUGGUCCUGGAGAUCACCGUCACCAACCUGCCCUCUGACCCCGAGAGGCCGGACGAGGACGGAGACGACGCCCAUGCAGCUCAGCUGCUCAUUUCUCUUCCACAAACUCUUUCAUAUGCCGGAUCCAGAAUCCCUCCUCAGAUGAGGUGUCAAGCAAACCAGAACGGCUCAGAGGUGGAAUGUGAUUUAGGCAACCCCAUGAAGAGAGACUCCAAGCUGACGUUCUCCAUUAACCUGAGCACGACCAACAUCACUAUCGAGACAACUGAAUUAACAGCCGAUCUUCUUCUGACCACCAUCAGUGAGCAGUCCGACCUGCUCCCGGUCACAGCCUAUGCUAAAGUGGUGAUUGAGCUCCCCCUGUCGGUCAGUGGACUGGCCAACCCUCACCAGUUGUUCUUCAGCGGGGAGGUGAGGGGUGAAAGUGCCAUGACCAGCCUGGAGGACGUCGGCAGCCCUGUGAACUUCGAGUUUGUGGUGUCUAACCCGGGUCAAGCCCUCCAGACGCUUGGGUCCGCCUUCCUUAACAUCAUGUGGCCACACGAGUUAGAGAAUGGAAAGUGGCUCCUGUAUCCUGCCAGUCUGAGCUUCCAGGGUCAAACUGGCACUCAGUGUUUUCCCUCCGGAGCUCUGAAUCCACUCAAGCUGCCGGACUCUUCGCUCCCGGCCCCACCAACGUCAGUCCAGGAGGGACGAACACGGCGCUCGCACCCUGAUGACGAAGGUCAGGUGACAAGCAGAGACAGUGAUGGACGCACGACUCCAGCGGUGGCGGCGUCCGAGCGGAGGAAGUCGCUCAAGCUGGACUGUCUCCUGGGAUCGGCACGCUGUGUCCUCUUCCAGUGUCCACUCCACAGCUUCUCUGGUCAGGCUGUCCUCAAGAUCCACGCCAGACUAUGGAACAGCACCUUCAUUGAGGAGUUUCCAGCUGUCAGCGCACUGGAGCUGUUGGUCCGAGCAAACAUCACUGUCAAGUCCAGCAUCAAACAUUUGGUCCUGAAAGACGCCGCUGCUCAGGUUCCAGUGAUGAUCUAUCCGGAGCCGGGUCUGGUCGACCAGUACUACAUCCCCUGGUGGAUCAUCCUCAUCGCCAUCCUGGCUGGAAUCCUUCUGCUGACCCUCCUGGUCUUCCUCCUGUGGAAGUGUGGCUUCUUCCGUCGCGCUCACAUUAAAGACAAGCUGCCCCAGUACCACGCGGUGAAGAUCCCGCGUGAGCACCGCCCCCAGUUCCACACGGAGAAGUCCGGCGUGGUGCACAAGAAAGAGUGGGCCACACACUGGAGCGACGGGACCUCGUAAUGCCAUUCUGUCUCCUCGUGAACUGGAACACACUAAACUCUCUCGCGCGCACACGUCUGUGUCCGCACCGGCCAGCAGGGGGCGCCAGACUCUCCAACACUGCAGCCUGCUGACGGCUUGGGGGAAACUUGUUGAACAAUAUCGCUGCUUGAUGUGAAAUGAUGUGUCGCGGGCGGAUGUCAGCGGGUCCGACUGAGCGACGACAUGCAUGAGCGCACAAUCACGCCGACAUACACUGUAUGACCAAAAGUGUUUGCUCGCCUGCCUUGACUCACACAUGAACUUAAGCAGUGAAGCACCACUGCUUUACACCACGGCACUUUGCAUUGCACUUGGUGAUGUUUGGCUUGGAUGAAGCUCUCUGUGGCUCAUCUGAGGGCCACAUGAAGUCUGGAGCUCUGUAGCAAUUGACUGUGCAGAAAGUCAGCCACCUCUGCACGAUGGGCCUCAGCAUCCGCUGACCCCUCUUCGACCACUAUGUGGCUGAGUUGCGGUUCUUCCCAAACUCUUCCAUGUUCUUUAUAAUAAAGCUGACAGAUGACUGUGGAAUAUUGAGGAGCGAGGAAAUGUUACAACCGCAUUUCUCCUGACUCUGAUCAUUUGGAUGAGUGAGCAGAUACUUUUGGUCAUACAGUGUAGCUGAACACCGGACGUCGCUGGAGACGCGGCGGCCUGCAGGAGACAAGGCAACUUCUACAAGACGGACAACACUUUUUAUAUCCACAACUGAUAUUUUGGGGUUUUAAUAUAGCUAGCUAGCAAUGAUGAGGAACGACUACGUGAGAAAAUACACAGGAAUGUGUCGCUUUGUGGCUGAAACGGAUGUGUUUUUGUAUAUUAUGGGAAGAUAUUUUCAUGACCUUUAAGUCAAAUGUUCUGUUCCAGAAUACUUGAUUGUAAAAGAAAAAGAAACGCCGUGACUGCAGGACUGUUCUAGCAUGGAAACCAAAUUAAGUAAACAUUCAGAGGAAAUAUGAGCAAGUCAGCAUGCAAAUUAUAUUCACUUGAAAAAAUUUAAUUUGUUGGGGGAAAAAAACAAACUUUUCUUCCCUGUAUUGUUUGUUUAACUAAUUAUAUUUAGACAUUAAAUGAUAAAUGAUUAACAUUUUUUUAAUGAUUUAAAAAAUAUUUUUUGAGAAAUAAUAGCUUUCUUAUUGAAUUAAUAUUUGGAUUGUUAUUUGAUUAUUUUUGUCAUUCAAGUGAAUGUAAUUUGCUGGAUAAUUUCAACAAUCUGACAUGUUUUGAUUCCCAGCAGUACUUCUACCACCAAGCGUUUUAGUUUUUGAUUUUAGUAUUUUUUUAGUUUUUGUACAUUCAUCGAGGCUGUUGUUAGAAAUUGUUUUAGCGACUUAAAAAGUGCCUUAAAGCAUUUGAGAGUAGAGGAGCGGAAGCUACUGACGAACAACUUGAGGCAACUUAUUGAAUCCUGCUGGGAGGAACACUGAAGCAACUAAUGUUUAAAAACAUGAAAUAUUGGGGUCAAUGACGCACGAAGAGUCAACGUUUUACUAAAGUUAUUGCUGGACAAUCUUGUAUUAGCUGCAUGGCGGUUUCGUUCCCCGGUUUUCAUUGACUCAGUGUUUUAUUUAUUUGUCUUUGUUGCGUUGCACUGUUUUAACAUUGUAAAUAAAAGGAGGAAACACUCGUCUCUGAUGACCGGGUGU